GUCGCGACGCCACCACAGAUCCCCCAAAAUCCCCACCAAAAUCGGAAGUCCCGUCGUGAUGGGCGACGCCGCCAACGCCUCCCGUCGGCGUCGGCUGGCCUCAAUUCUCCUCUCCCGGAAACCGCGCUUCACCGACAGCACGAACGAGACCACGGCCACAGUCAUAUCCAGGGAUGGCUUUACCAUGAAGGUCUCCUUCUGGAUGGCCGACCCACCGCAGCUGUCAAUCUUCUCCAUCCACUGCUGCAGUCCCCCUCAUCUGCAAGACCGCCCGUAUUCCGAGUUCUCAGUUUCGCCACGCGUGGUCGGCGUCGGCGCGGAGGGCCGUUUCGUCCUCUUCCGCGCCGUCUUCAACGGCCACUACGCAUCUGAAUAUUUCCUGUACAAGGCUGGUGAGUCGCCGUUGCUCGACCGUAUUCCUUCUCCCGACGAGUAUUGUGAUGACGACCGCGAUGAUCUGCGCGGGGUCAGGGAGUUCGGCAUCCUGCAGCUUGGCAGCCACUAUCUCGUGGCCGCUCUCUGCCUCGCGCCGUCGUCGGAUGACUACCACCUUUGGAUCUACUCGUCCGAGAAAAAGUCCUGGAUCACUAGGACACUGCCCAAUCCAUGUCCUGUGGUCGACAGGAUUAUACCCGAUAAGGUGAUCUCGCUUGGAGAAGGCUUGCUAGGGUGGGUUGAUUUGUCACACGGCCUGCUGAUGUGCGAUUUGGGUCAAGAUCAUGUAAGUUUCAUCCCGUUGCCGGAGCUGUUGCCUGGGAACAGAUACAAACUAAAAUGUCCCAUUCCGCCUACCACCGCAAAGAGAAAGAUAAAACUAGAGGACGAAUCUUUCUUGUGGUUUCGGGAUCUCACAUGCGUUGAUGGCGUGCUCAAAUUUAUUGAGAUGGAGAAUCUUGCUCCUGGAAUCCAGAGCAACAAGGAGGGUAUUGUCUAUGAUUCGGACUUGAUCAUGUCGCUCGAGCGCAAAGAGGAUUGGAAUUCCAAGCAGCUGUCCUUUGGGGGUGCCUGGAGAGCUGUCACAUGGACUCGGACAUUUUCAUCUAACUGUUGGCGCCAGACAUGCGCUGCUGAUGUCGCUGACAUCUUGGUUGACGAGUCUUUGUUGCCCGGGCUGGACAUGACAUUGGGGAACCUCUACUCAGCUUUCCCCAUCCUGAGCCCGGAUGGUGACGAUAUUCUUUAUAUCAAAUCUGUGCUGAAACCUAGUAUUCACGAUGGAUGGGUGGCAGCCGUUGACCUGGGAAACAAGGCAGUGAAAGCAAUUGGAAAGUAUUAUCUUCCGGAUGAUUUUUAUUACGAACUUCGCUAUGACCCUCAACAUCCUUUCUUUGCCUGUACAUUAUCCCGCCAUCUGGAUAUGACUCCAGGCACUGAAGUCUCAGCGUGUCGCAAGAUCCCAGAAGAGGCUAGCAGCUCUGCAAAUCAGCCAAGCAACUCCUCAAUCUGUGUGGGUGAGCUCAAUUCCUGUGAACCAAGGAGCAAAAUCCAAAGGCCUUGGGAAUGGGCUCAGAAAAACAAGCGUGCACGAAAUGCUGUUGGGAGUAUUAUGCAGAACGAUCAUAUUUCCCAGCAGCUUGACGAGAAGGUGCUGGAGCUAGAGCGGGAGAUAGAGCAUGAGCUAGAGCGGAAGAAAGAGCGUAAGACACAACAGCAGUGCUUCAAAAAGUGGGAUGCGCCAUGCUAUCCCCCUGGGCAGUCAUUGUGGCCCCAAAACAAUCUGCCAGCGCGGCAAUACUUCAACAAGCCAGAUGGACCAUGUGGUCCUGGUUAUGCAUCGUUUGCCCCUGUACAUGGUCGUCACAACAACCAGCCACUGUGGCUGCAGCUACCACCAUUAAAACGGCUUUUCACUUAUAGCAGUGAGUUUGGACCUCAUGAGGUACCCCAGCCAUCCUUCAACAAUAGCAGUGGAGCCAGCUACCAUUGGUAUCCACAGCAACUUACUGCCCCCAACUCAUUUGCCUAUGGCGCACACACAGGCUAUGGCAAGUACCAACACCAAUGGGAGAAGCCUCCCAAUACUCUGGAGCUGCCUGUUGCAUCUUGGGAGCAUUCACCUUCUCCUUCGUAGUGUCAUCCAACACCUAGCGAGGGGACCUCUUCCAUCCUACCGUUGGGAGAUAUAUGAUUUCUCUUUCCAAUAGUCAAGGCAAGGUGAAGAAGUCUCAUGAACUGGCCAGCAGCUACAGUAGAUCUUAAUUAACAGUAGCCAAGCUGCUGAUCGAAGAGGCCUGAUGACGCCGCCACUGGAGCCUCUAAUAUAUGUAUUUAUGUAGUAGAUGAGCAAGACCAUCCUCCCUUCCAGUGCGGUGUAUGUGUACUGGCUUAAUACUGGACUGCCUUAUUAUAGUACCCUACCUAGCUGUUGAAUCGUAUUGGUGAUGUUUAUAUUAUGUAUCGCGUGCUUGACUGCAGACAAGUUUGAUAACAAUUGUGGUGUGGUUCUUUGUGA
This is a messenger RNA of Triticum aestivum (bread wheat), 2452 nucleotides long. RefSeq lists its product as uncharacterized. The transcript is spliced from 9 exons. Bases 59 to 2071 code for a protein of 670 amino acids. NCBI's taxonomy places the organism in Eukaryota, Viridiplantae, Streptophyta, Magnoliopsida, Poales, Poaceae. The record is from RefSeq and is a predicted model, not a curated record.